Molecule: messenger RNA, 231 nt
Organism: Mesorhabditis belari
Lineage: Eukaryota; Metazoa; Nematoda; Chromadorea; Rhabditida; Rhabditidae
Source: the annotation of a GenBank genome assembly
AUGAAUCCUUCUUCCACGGGAAACGAUAAAAAACGGCUGAUCAAAGAAAAUACGGACUCAAGGAAGAAUUGGAAGCCAAUUUUGGAGGCAAGUGACCGUUUUGAGAUCAAAAAGAAAGUGAAAGGCCAAGACAUGAGGAAUGGCGAUGAUGUGAUUGAAUCCGAGAAUGGAGAUCUUACCGACUCUAAACUCGGCAUUUCCGUCCAAAAAGAGGAAAUCUCUUUCCCGGAU